This is a messenger RNA of Rhagoletis pomonella (apple maggot), 1137 nucleotides long. Its product is annotated as putative cyclin-dependent serine/threonine-protein kinase DDB_G0272797/DDB_G0274007. The coding region runs from base 1 to 1137 and encodes 378 amino acids. NCBI's taxonomy places the organism in Eukaryota, Metazoa, Arthropoda, Insecta, Diptera, Tephritidae. The record is from RefSeq and is a predicted model, not a curated record. The transcript has a single exon.
AUGCCAACACCAAUACCAUUAACAAAAGCUAAAAAUCCACCGCCACUGCCACUCAACAUUAAAUCCAUCAACCAUACAUCGCAACACCAUCAACAUCAGCAUCAUCAGCAGCAUCAAUCACCAGCGUCGGCGAUGACGGCGCCGACACAACGCACAUCGGCGACGGCCCAUCAGCAACACGUUGACGCGACAACAACACCAACAGCAACAGCAACAAGAACACACACACAUGUGCCACAAAUCACACAACAAGCGUCAAUGGGAGCGACGACACAGGCGACGAGCGCCAAGCACACAAGGAGCCCAACGCAACAACAACAACAACAACAACAACAACACCAACCGCACCAAUUACACCACCAACGUACAACGCCAACAUCAGCCACAACAACACCAACAAAAAGCAGCACACAACACCAGCAACCGCAACCACAACAUAAAAGACUGACACCAGCUGAAUAUGCGCGAGCGGGCGGCGCCAUAACAACAACAACAACAACGCCAACAACAUCGGCUCCGACAUCGCGGGAACACACACCAACACGCAGCUCACAAUCACAAUCACAGUCGCAAUCGCAACACCAUCAUCAACUACAGCGACAAGCAUCAACCACACAACGCCAUCAGCAACAGCAUCAACAACAACAACAACAAAAAUCACAACAUUCACAACACGAACAGAGGCGCGAACUCGAUCGCAAGGGCUCGCAACGUGAACGUGAUCGCACGAAAGAGCGCGAACACGAACGUCAGCGGGGCGCUGUGCGCGAAGAUGAACGCGAGCGUGAACGUGAGCGAGCACGCGCAUUGGAACAUGAGCGCGAGCGUGACUAUGCUUAUGAGCGUUCGCGAGAUUAUCAGCGCGAGCGCGAGCUAGAGUAUGCACGUGAGCGAGAGUAUGCAGCACGCGAACGCGAAUAUGAGCGUGAGCACUCACAUGGCGCACGCCACAGCGAUUAUGCACGCGAGCGAGAGCGCGACUCCGAACUUCGUGAACACCCACCGCCGCCGCUACCAUCAGCAUCCGCAUCAUCAGCGCACUCACAUCUAAUACAACACCAACACCACCGCCAACAACACGAACACCACGAACAACCACAUUACAAUAAAACAAAUUAUAAUUCCGUUUACCAGUAA